This is a messenger RNA of Schizosaccharomyces cryophilus OY26, 2589 nucleotides long. RefSeq lists its product as uncharacterized. Lineage: Eukaryota; Fungi; Ascomycota; Schizosaccharomycetes; Schizosaccharomycetales; Schizosaccharomycetaceae. The transcript has 4 exons. The record is from RefSeq and is a predicted model, not a curated record. Bases 82 to 2250 code for a protein of 722 amino acids.
UCUUAACCUCUUUCGCUCAUUACUUACUUACCUACCCCAAAAUAGCCUUUCAACCAUUUCCUGAAAAAAAUUUAAGAAAGAAUGAGUUUGGAUACGGCUAAAAGUGAUUUAUCAACAGAAGCCCAAGUAGUGGGAACCGAACAGAACAAUGACCAAACAACUCCUAACCCUGGUUCAUUCACAGAAACUGAUAAUUCACAAAAUGUGCUUGUUUUGAACAAUGGGUCAAGAAUCCUCUGUAUUGCUGAUGUUCGUGGUGAAUUAAGCCUUAUCAACAAGCUUGCCGAAGAGACUCGUGCUGAUUGUGUCAUUCACACCGGCGAUUUUGGAUUUUUUGAACGAUCUUCUUUACCUAAUAUUUCAGAAAGAACUCUUCGUCAUAUAGUCCAGUUUUCGCCUCUCAUAAAACGUUUGCCUAGAUCAAAAAGUUUUGACUAUUACCCUUCGAACCCAAUAGGCGAACUAAAAAACAGCAUCGCUUCGCAUCCUGAUUGCCUAUUAUCCGAACUUCCGUAUUUUUUGUCUCAGGAAAAGAAAUUUGUUGUUCCUGUCUAUACUGUAUGGGGCGCUUCUGAAGACGUUCAUGUUUUAGAAAAAUUCGCUACUGUUGAAUACUCCAUCCCUAAUCUUAAUAUCAUUGAUGAACUUCACUCUCACCUUUUGCAGGUAGGCGAUUUAAAAAUUCGUUUACUUGGACUUGGUGGCCCUUAUGUUCCUUUCAAACUGUUCGAUAACGGUGAGGGAAAGGGCAGUAUUGCAGGUGCUCAAGGCACUACAUGGACAACAGUCCUUCAAAUCGGUGAACUGAUAGAGACCGCAAAGAGUUGUCUUGAUAGGGAAGAAACUCGUAUCUUCGUAACUCACCAUCCUAUUGGUCGAGAAGGUGUAUUUUGUCAACUUGCUACCGUUCUCCAAGCUGAUCUGACUUUAUCCGCUGGCCUACACUUUCGUUAUGGAGCCAGUUAUAAUGAGUUUUCCGUGAAUCCAAAUCCAGAACACUAUUUACAGAAACUUUCUGCUGGCCGCGCUCAGUUCAUGGAAGUUUGGGAAACCGUCAAGUCAGAAGUUGAACGAAUGGUCACUCCUGAUCAGCAACAUUUAGUGAACAAUGUUACGCGUCUCGUUUCCAGAAUGCCUGAUGCCACCAAUAGUUAUGCCAUGAAUAAUAUGUUACCUGGAACUGCAUUGAAAAAUCUUUGGAACUUUAAUUUGCUUGACGCCUCUUUUGGAUGGAAUGUUUUCGUGGUAGAAAAUGGUCACGUCCAGGUUGAAAGUAAAUCUUUUGGAUUCAAUUUGGGUUAUCGCCGCUCUGCCGCCCGUCGGAACGAUAAUUAUGCACCCAAUAAUUUCAAUAGGGUUACUGAGGGAGGUUUUACUGGUGGAUCUUACUCCAGACCUCAAAAAUCUGAAGCGCCAGCUGAAACUCCUGCCGUUGCCGAUGAAGCGAGUGCCGUUGAACCCACUACUGAGCCGAUUGCUGAAGACGCGAAAGCUGUAGAUUCUGAGGAAUAUUUGAAAAAAGAUGAAGUUUACACCGAUCAAACUCUUCGGAGAGAAACUGUUUAUGAAGAGGAAGAGUCUGUCGCUGCUUCCAAGCUGCCUAGCGACACGAAAGAUAUCGAAAAAGGAUUAGCAGACACGACAAUUACAGGAGAGGGCACUGCCAGCGAUAAAGAUGUUGCUGAAAGGAUUCCUAGAGAACAGAUUACUUCAAAUGUUGAUGACCGACAUGCUUCCAAAGGUGAUUAUCAGAAAAAUAUGGAACGCGGAUUCCGUCCAUACUACGGAGAGCGUCAAGAAAGAUUUGGCUUCCAUAUAACACCCUGUAAUACCGAAGAAGAAGCUCGGUCUUUCUUCACUGACGGUGCUGACCAGCUAAUUACUAAUGUUCAAAUUCGCACUUCGAUGAACCGAAACAGAAAUUUACCACCAAAUUCAAAUGUGACACCUACAAAUUAUGCUUACGUGCACUUUGAGAAUCAGGAUGCUGUGAAUAAGGUAGCAGACAAGAUUAAAACACCCGAAGGUGUGCGUGCUAAUAUAAUGCGUGAUGAUUAUUACCGUCAAAACAGAGGAUGGUAUCGGGGUGGUCGAACGGAGGGUCAUUAUUCUGGUAUGCGUACAAACCGUGGACGAGGUGGUCGUGGUGGGCGCUAUCCUAGAAUGCAGCAACAUCCUCGUCCAGUGCAAUCUACUGGAACUUCUAUGGCACCGAAAUCUACCACUGAACAAAGCUCAGCUGAUCAUUAAUGAAAAUUGCUUACGAUCUUAACGAUUUACUCUGUCCCUCAAAAUUUCAUUCUUUUAUUCUUUUGUAUAUGGAUUGAUGUUUAUGUCGUCUCCACGUCUUUAACUUUCCUUUUCACGACUGCAUCUUUUGAAGAGGUGCUCUCCAUAAGAUUGGAAUUGGGUGAAAAAACGUACAAAAAGUUUUUGUUUUGCAAUUCCUUCUCUACACCAGUUUCUGACAUUCUGAUUCUUACGUUACAAUGGUUAGGAUUACAAAGUUUUUGUUCUUACAGGUUUUUGAGCAAGAUUUGAAUGCUAUAUAAUUGACUUUGUAAAAAAGUUGCACGUAAAUAGAAUUGA